AGGUAUCUCAACACUCAGUUCAUCAAGAAGAACAAACUAACAGAAGCAGACCUACAGUACGGCUACGGGGGAGUGGACAUGAACGAGCCGCUCAUGGAGAUCGGAGAGUUGGCGCUAGAUAUGUGGAGAAGGCUAAUGAUCGAGCCCCUUCAGGCUGUCCUCAUCCGGAUGUUGCUUAAUGAAAUCAAAAACGAUCGUUGUGGCGAGAACCCCAACCAGAAGGUAAUCCACGGGGUCAUCAACUCCUUUGUUCAUGUUGAACAGUACAAGAAGAAGUUUCCACUAAAGUUUUAUCAGGAAAUCUUCGAAGGGCCAUUUCUGACAAAAACGGGAGAGUAUUACAAACAGGAAGCCUCCAAUCUACUGCAAGAAUCCAACUGCUCACAGUAUAUGGAGAAG
Molecule: messenger RNA, 399 nt
Organism: Plectropomus leopardus (leopard coralgrouper)
Lineage: Eukaryota; Metazoa; Chordata; Actinopteri; Perciformes; Serranidae
Source: RefSeq, a predicted model, not a curated record